Leptomonas pyrrhocoris is the source of this 1113-nucleotide messenger RNA. RefSeq lists its product as hypothetical. The transcript has a single exon. The record is from RefSeq and is a predicted model, not a curated record. Bases 46 to 1113 code for a protein of 355 amino acids. NCBI's taxonomy places the organism in Eukaryota, Euglenozoa, Kinetoplastea, Trypanosomatida, Trypanosomatidae.
AGCAACUCAGUGCUCCUCAUUGCUCUCCAUGCCUUUUGGCACGAAAUGAGCACUGCGUACCUCGACGAGCUGCUGCGCAAAAAUGCGCGACUCAUCCGCAAAGUAUACACUCGUGCGUCCUUCGUCGAAUACGAGCUGGAUCGUCUGCGCGGGCUACGUGUAGGGCUCGCGCUGGCCGAUGCACCGAGUCGAAAGAGGAGAAGAAGUUCGGAGCAGGUUCUCCAUUCAACCUCGCCUUGCGAGCCGCAGAAUCAAACGGCAGAGCUCAGCCCCGCAUUCGUCGUGGCACUGAAGGCGGAAGUGCAGAAGCACAGGGGUAGAGGAGCUUCCUUUCGUCUCCACAACAAAGCCGAUUGGGAAGAUGUUGCUGCGGCUCUCCACGACGCAGGCCACCACUCCUGGACGCCCUACGAACUUCUGACUGCUUUUAAAAAACUAGGGUCCGCGAGUCGCGUUCUUACGACUGCAGAAAUUCAAACACUGUGCCAGCUGGUCCGAGAAAAAGGCUAUGACUGGCCUGCCAUAUGCAACGGACUUUGGCAACGCUUCGGCCACGAGCUUCAGCCUUUUGAUGUGGCCCAACAGUACCGCUCGUGUAUGCGAUGCGCCUUCGUUCAAGCCCGUCUUACCUCCUCGCAACUGGCGGCGCUACUCGACGGUGACUCGGUAAGUGCGCAACACCGCGAUUACGACCAACUGUCGGUGGAAGCGAAUCGUUUUGUCGCCAACAAAUCGCUGCAGGUGGACCCACGAUGUGUUCAGAAAGAGAUGGAUGCCCUCGCCUUUGCGCGCUACGUUCCUGAUCGCUAUCGUCUCUUUUGGAAAGUGGCGAACCUGCUCUAUCGCCUGCCGCUGCCGUAUCCGUGCCGGCUCGACACCUUCCACCACAAAAUGCCGUUGUGCUAUCAGCAGCUCUCUGUGGAAGACCUGUCGCGGUGCCUCGAAUGCACCGUUGAGGAAUUGAGAAAGAAAGUGGUCGAUCACUUACUGAGCUUGAGUCGCUCACCCGACACCCUCAAUUUUGAGGAGUGCUCCAAGAGGCUCUUUGGCAACUCGACCGCCGCCAGGGUCAUCUAUCAAAUAGCGGAAGAGCUUCAUGAGCGGGGGUCAUGA